Xylona heveae TC161 is the source of this 1542-nucleotide messenger RNA. RefSeq lists its product as hypothetical. The coding region runs from base 1 to 1542 and encodes 513 amino acids. The transcript is spliced from 5 exons. The record is from RefSeq and is a predicted model, not a curated record. Gene Ontology annotation, molecular function: protein binding. NCBI's taxonomy places the organism in Eukaryota, Fungi, Ascomycota, Xylonomycetes, Xylonales, Xylonaceae.
AUGCCCAAACCCAAGCAAUUCGUCAAGGAGACGAAAAAGAAGGGCGCCAAACCCAGGGCCGUCAAGCAAGGUCCAGAGACGGCCGAUGAAUUCUUAGAAGCUGGGGUCGAAUUCGAAGAGGCCGGCGAAAAAUGGAGAGCUGGUGAUGCUGCAAAAUCGACUCGAUUUUUUAUUCGAGCGAUAGACAAUUAUGACACUGCCCUUCGAAGCUUUCCUGAUUCGUUUGAUAAUGCCUAUAACAAGGCACGAGUGCAAUAUCAAAUUACCCAACACCCUACCCUAGCUGCUCAAAUACCGACGCCCACCAUUGAGCUUCUACGCAUUGCUUUGGAUUCACAUCAAUAUGCUCUUAAAUUGAAACAGGAUAACGCUGAUGUAUUAUUCAACACUGCACAGGUCCUCACAAGCUUGGCAGAAUCUCUCACAGAAAGUGCGCAGCAAUCCGCAGAGGCUCGUACAGAGGCCGGCAAGGCCCUUGAAGAAGCCAUUGAGCUUUUUCAGCGAUGUUUGACUCUUCAGGAGUUUCAGCUCGCAGAAUCCCAAAAACAGAUGCAGAUCGCCGAGGGGCAGGAGGCCGAUGCUCAGGGUGAGAAUGUCGAGGCUCCUUCCAGCAGUGCACAGCCAGAGGAGGCCGAGUCCGGUCCCGAAAGCCCAGAACAGCAGCAAUGGUUUUUCAUCGAGGAGCCGGUGACCACAGAGACUAUCCUCGACACCGCCAUCGCUCAAUUAGAAACACUGACCGCGCUGUGCGGACUGGUAGCUUCUGGGGCAAUCGAAAACAAUCUCUCCUGGAUAGAAGAGUAUGCCACGAAUCUAUUCCAGACCAAAGUGUCAGAUUACGCCACCAGCACUGACCGCGUGGCUGAGGUCGCUCUGACCCGUGCCAACCUCAUGUGCGCUCUGGCAGAGGCAGGCUUUCGGACAGGACGUGUUGAUGUUGAAACGUAUGAGAGAGAAGUACGUUCUGCCUUCCCUGAUGGACUUGAUCUGUCGCAAGAUCCUGAAGGCCUUUGCGAGAAAGCGGACGCUCUCGUCACUUUCAACGUCGCGGUACAAGAAUCUCUGAUCGCCACUCCGAACGCGCUAGAUUCGCAAGCCCUUGACAGACUGAGUGCUGUUAGAUGGCAGCACCUUACCACGGCUCUGACAUCAUUCACUGCCGCAUCAAAACUCCCUUCUGCCGAGAAUGCUGCGAAAAUCCAUAUUGCUCGGGGAGACGUCGAGUUAUUACGACGUCGCUUGGGGGAUGCACCCAGCCACUACGCUGUCGCUAUUCGCAACGGUCCGACUCUUGUCAAGAAUGCUCAGACGUACUACAGAGGUGCUGCAGCAGUCGCGCGGAGCUCAGGAUCUUCGAAAGACGCGGUCGAAGGCUCGGUCAAAGAAGCCGUGGCAGCCUUCAUCAUAGGAAACAGCGAUUUGCUUCGAACUAUCCAGAAUAGUGUCGGACAACAACAAGUCGUUGAUGUACUUGAGGAAAUGUUCAGCGACGGUAUUGUUGGCAGCGAGUUCUCCAUGUCGCUCGAAACAUUAGGGUUGUAG